GUCAAAAAUACAUGUCAUUUUAUUUUCACAUCAUUCUAUUUUGUGCGUUAUUACGUUGAGUUGAAUUUGUUAAAAUACACGAAACAGUGAGCUUUGGCAAUGUGCUCCUUUCUGCAACGGACCAUUACGUUCAGCGAUUAGUUCUGUGUUCAAUAAUAAACGAAUUAUGACAAUAGACUACUCGUUUAAUAAUAAUUAAUAUAAAUUAAAAAAGGUUUUCCACGGUUUUCCAUCCUCCUGUGUUCAAAACUAAAGCUAUGUGUUGUGUACGAUAUAUUACAAUGAGCCUAAAGUGAUAAAUAACAUACCUAGUGUUUAGUGUUGGUUUUCUAUUUUGGACAGCAAUUGGGGCUAAAUUUAUAUUGGGAUGCUAGUAAGAUGAAUUACUCUCGAAGGAAGGCGUAGAAAUUGCAUAAAUGGGGUGCACAAUAGUGAAGAAGCACAGGAUAAAGCCCCGUGCGGCCCGCCGCGGCCGUCGCGCGGCGCACUAACAGGCCCGACCUUCACGGGUUGCCAGCCUCAACGGGGUUGCUAGCUUUAACGUAGUUUGCCUUCUAGUUCUACUUGCUCUACUUGGUCCAAUUUCUAGUAAUCGAUGUUCUAAUUAUUUAUUAUAAGGUAGUGAUGAUGGAGCAGCCCGAGGUGGAGAAGAGCUGCCCCAGCUCGGACGACGCCGGGCUCGCCAGGACCAGAAGCUUUAAAUCAAAACAGCUGGUGCGCAGUUCGGCGAUCCGCGAGGCGGCGUCCCCUCCCCGCGUCGCCAGCCCGGCCCCGCCCGCCGCCGCGCCGGGCCCCGCCCCCGCGCCCGCCUCCAACGGCGACCGCACCGACGACGAGUCUAGUCAUAGUGAUAAGUGCAGUGUGAUCAGUAGUGAUAGAAAAUGUGACGACAGGAAGAAGCAGGUGGAGAUCCAGAUAACUUGCGGCGCGUGGGAGGAGGGCGCGAGCGGGCAGCGGCUGCGUGCGCGGCGCUGGCUCGGCCACCGCCACCACUCGGACUCCUCGCGCGAUCUGCUGUCGCACGCGCCGCGCCGCACCUGCGUCUGCGGCGCAUGUGCCUGCCCGCACUGCAGGGGUCGGCGCAGCAAGCAGCAGUGCCCGACGAAGCAGGACUCCGGGAUAGUGUGCUCGGAGGACUGCCCCGACUGCACCGACAACUGCAAUGAUCAUAACGGUCACAACGGAGACGUAGCGAAAAGAUCUGGAAGCUUCGACAAUGAAGAGCAAGGAUUCUACUGCAGAUGUCCCGAAAGAAAAGAAAAACCAAAGAGCUUCUCGUUAACACGGACAGAUUCAGAGGAUAAAAUGGAGCCGACCGGCCCGGAGCUGGUGAACUUCAUCAAGGAGACCCUCAACAAGAACCCGCGCGACCGCAUGACGCUGCUGCGGAUAGAGAAGGACCUGCACGCGCUCAUCAACGACACCAGCCGCUGCAUAGUGCGUUUCCCGGUGAUGACGUCGUACGGGCGCAUGUUGGUGCAUCGCUGCGCCGCGCUGUUCGGCCUCGCCCACCAUCUCGACCACGCCCAUAAAAACGCCGUGCUCGUCUCCAAGAGCGGCACUAGCGGCGGGCGUAUUCCGUGCACGAGUUUCCGUCAGUGGUGCACCACCGUGUUCCCCAAGUCCCCGCCGCGCCGGCACGACGACACGCUCGCCAAAUCUAUCCUGAAGCGCGAGGGGGGCGGCGCGCUGGGCGGGGCGGCGGGCGCGGCGCCGCGCAGCAAGUCGCUAGAGCAGCGGGAGCGGGACUACGAGCGCGUGCGCCGCCGCAUAUUCAGCUCGGACAAUUGCACUCAAGAUGAGAACCAGUGGCCGUGGCUCAACUCGGGGCCUGUCAAACUGCUUACGCCCGAGACCGGAAGAAACAAACUGUUAAAGGUGCAGUCGCUGGAGGCUAGCGGAGGCGGCGCGGCGGGCGGGGCGGGGAGUGGGUCGCGCGGGCCGGUCGCCAAGAGUCACAGUUUUGGCGGAUACUCCGAACCGCCGCAGCGCCUGCUCAGCCGACAGGGUGAUCUGGCGUCAAGCAGCUGGCGCCUGUCUCCGUCCAGCUCCGGGUACAAGACGCUCAGUCUGCGCAGCACCGACUCUGUCACACCCUCGCCCACCGUUCGGCCAACAGGCGGCGCGAGCCCCGAGCCGACGUCGGAGGCAAGCGCGGGGGGCGGGGCGGGCAUAGCGGGCGCGGGGGGCGGCGCGCUCGUGUGGGCGGUCACCGACCUCUCCGCCGUGCCCGUCGGCGCCGUGGUUAUACAUCCACAGACGGGUCGUGCGCUGACGAACCCGGACGGCACGCUGUACCACUUCCACCCCGACAACCCGCCGCCGCUCUACGACGCCAACGCCGCACUAGACGAGAAGGAUCCAAAUGGAGAUAAGAAGAGAGGGAAAUUAGAAAAACAGCACUCCUUCAUAGACCACGAGUGCGAUUGUUCGGGGGAGUACAGAGGCAAGUGUUGUUGCGAAUGCCGCCGCCGCGAGCCGUGCAGAGAACACGCUGAAAAGACCACAUCCAAAGAGAGCCAAACUGGAUCGAUCCCGAGCAGCCCCGCCAAGGACCGCUACAUCGAGCCAUCGACGCCGGACGCUAACACCGACAAGUCCUACGAGAACCAGAGCGCGCCCACGCAGCUCUACGACUCGCCCACUCGGACCUUCGACAACACGUACGAGUCGCCCAAGCGGCUCGAGAGAUACGACGCCCAAAACUCGCCGAAAACCUUCGAACCGGCCAAUCAGAGGAUGCCGUACGAGGCGACCAAUCAGCGCUCGUUCGAAGCGGCCAAUCAGAGGCCGCCCUUCGAAAACCAGCGGUCGUACGAUUCGACGCGGCAGUACUCGAAGGAGUGCGAGCAGCAAUGCUACGUCCAGCCCAUGAGGAGCGAGGAGUCGCCCAUGGGCGUCCAGAACUAUGUCCAGGAGGAGGCCAAGACCACGCCCGUGCCGCUCGUCGACCAUACUAUACGUCCAAUGUCACUGACGAACGUGUCGUAUCCACUGAUGCAGCAACCUUACCACUACGUCAACCGCUGCAGAAUCGAGCCGCACAUGCAGGCGCCGAUGUACCAGCUGCAGCCGGAGGAACCGAAGGUCGCACACGACAACACCUUCCGAAUAGACCCGAGCUACCCGUACGCGGCUGACUUCAGCGCGUGCGGCGCCUGCGAGCCGCAGCCCCGACAAUACACUAUGCCGUACGGGGUGGAGCUGGGCGCACAGUACCUGCCCAACGUGAUCCUGCCUCCCGCGCCGCCGGCCCCGCCCGCGCAACCCCAUCACUACCCGCAAUACCAGGAGAUGCAGUGGGGUGGUCUGCAGCCGCCGCUGCCGAUCAGCCCGGCCGCGCCCAAGCUGAUGCUGCACGACGUGUACCCGCUCGUGUACCCCCCGCUCUACCCCAACCCGCAAUACGGCGUCGUCUACCCCGCCGCGCCCCUGCAGCAGAUGAUCCCGCAGCCGUACCCGAUGUGCCAGGCCGUGUACGGGGUGGAGAAGGCGGGCGAGCGGCGGGCGAGCUACCCCAAGCGCGGCUCGCUCCCGCCCUCCCAGCGCGCCACGCCCCACGCUGACGACCGCGCCGACCCCGAUAUAGCCGUUAAGAUCCAGCAGAUCAAGGAGCAGAUGGCGGCGGUGAGCACGCGCGACCGGCAGUGGGAGCGGCCGCGGCGGCGCAACAGUGGCAGCGGCCUGCUCGGCAGCUACCCCGCCCCCGCGCCGCACCCCGCACCCGCCCCCGGCCCCGCCCACAACGCAAGACCGCUUGGGCGCAGCCCGAGCGAGGAGGCCCAGCUGAGCUCGGCGGCGCGCGCCAUCGUCAACUCCAUCCGCACCAUGCAGGCCAAGAACAACACUUACCCGGAUCGUCGUGGUCCGGAAGCGCGCGAGCAGUACCGGCGGGCGCGCGGCCCCGCCCCCGCCGUCCCCGCGCCGCCCCCCGACCGCCCCCGCCGCCCCUACAACCCGAUCGUCACCUACCGCCCGCCCUACCUGCUGCGACAGAUGUCCCCCGGCACGUGGUGUCGCCGCUCGCCGGGCGCUGCCACACCCGUCAUGAACAACAACCAGCCCCGGCGCCCGCACCCCGACACGCGUAACGGCCGCCGCUAGACGCACACACACACAUAAACAUAUCCAAAUACUUAUGUCCGUUACCACUCGCUUUAAGUUUAUGUGUUAGAUAGCCGAGCUAUAAGCGGAGCGACGAGCGACGCGCAACAGUUGUAUUGUAAUGGACAGUUUAACUUUUUUUUUACGAAAUGUAAUAUUUGUUUUUGAAUAUAUUAUUCAAAUGUUACAGAUAUAUGUUACACUUUUAUUAAUUAUUUUUAAAAUAGCUCCGCUUGUCGCUCCGCUCCGUCAAAUAUGCCACGUAAUACUGAUUUAAUACUUCAAGUAUUCAUUAAUUGUUUGUAGUAUUAACUAUCAGUAAAAUUAAUUCGAUAGACUUUUUAUCUUCU
Molecule: messenger RNA, 4454 nt
Organism: Aricia agestis (brown argus)
Lineage: Eukaryota; Metazoa; Arthropoda; Insecta; Lepidoptera; Lycaenidae
Gene: enc
Product: protein encore-like
Exons: 31
Coding region: 625-4104 (1159 amino acids)
Molecular function (GO): nucleic acid binding
Source: RefSeq, a predicted model, not a curated record